UCUUCCGAGGCGACAGUUACAAUUGCAUUAAAUCCCCCCCACCCCUUCACUCCCUCCACCGCUACCCCCUUCAAAAUGAGUACGAAAUCGGUUUUAGGACAGCAAGUGAGGCCGAGGGUCUUGUCAAAUUUGCAUCUCCCUGGGAGAUUAACAAACGGAAAAAUAGACGACGCCUGACCAAAAAGCCAUUCAGGUCGCCCAUUCAUGCGUCUGGCGUGACCCGUGCGUUACUGCCUUUUCUAAACGGAAAGCAAAUUAGCAGUCUCCGGGGCAGUGGGAUUAACAAGUGCUCUUUUUUAAGUGCUGUGGAGAAUGUCAUGUGAUUGUAACGUAACCCGACCGGAAAACACCGACCAUCGCCGCCAAUGCUGCGUUUAGAGGAACAGAGCAGCUGCGAGCUCAACGGACGACUCUCCGGUAGCAAACAGCGACAAGCGGCGCACCUCCGGCUGCAACGGACGAAGCACAACGUAAGUGAGCCGAUCCGCGUGGCACGACAUAGUGCCCAGUCAACUCCGCCGGGGCUUUAAGCCAGAGUGGCUGAAUUUCGGUUACUUUUUAAGUUAAAAUGUUGCUCGGUGACCACCCCCUUCCGCCUGCAUGCGUGUGUCCAUUUCGUUUAGGCUUCUUUUCACAUUGCUGCCAGACCACUGCAGCGCAAGUGCGCUCGGCUUAGUAACUGUCGCGGAGAAAUGUCUUCUUUGACUCAAGUUGAAGUAAAAAUUAUGAACGUUAAGGUGCUUGUUUGUGCCUCUUCUUUCGCUUGUGGCGCCCGAUGAGAGUCGGGAGCAAAGGGCGAUGGGGGGCAACUGUGUGCAUGGCUUUUUUUUAGGAAGGGAGGGGGUGUUUUUUGUUUGCGAAGAAAGCGCACUGCGGAAGUGGUUUCGCUCUGUGGGAGAUCUGUCCGGUGUACGUGUCGCCGCGCGGGGCGGAGCCUAUGACGUACUCUUCAGUCCGAGGGCGUCGCAGUUUAGCGGCAGAAUAUCUGCGCAGCUCUUAUGUCCAAUUGGUUAACAGGCGGAGCUUCUCCAAUCACUUUGUGCAGCCAUUUAAAUGCUGCGUUGCAAAGAACGUCACCCCGCCUCCUCCCCUCCCCCUUCUCUUUGAGUCUUCAGUGUAAUCCGAUGAGAGCAUGUGCUUCUAGUCAUUUUGUUAUCGUCAAUCAUUAAAGACUAGAAGAGUAUUUUACAGAUGUAGCCAUUCAGGAGAAAGCUGGGGAUGCCACUUCUCGAAAUGAUUUGAGCGGCGCAGCCAAUCAGCGCAAGAGGAUGUAUAGUAAAAGUUAGAAGCUUGGCCACUCUGAUAAAAUCAAAAUAUUUUGUGCGUGGAGCGCCUUCGAGCAUCACUCGCAGGCCGCACGCAUUGAAGCGCGACUUAUUUUUUUUGCAUGUGUCGUUUGGCAGGAACGUUUGUAUUUUUUUCAUUUUUAAAUAUUUUUUAACAAAACAAUAUUAUGAUAUUCUAUGCCACUGUAGACAGUGUCUGUGUUUAUUUUUGAUGUGUAUGGUUUUAAUAAUUGAAUGAAAUCCUAAUAUGUCACCUGCAAAGAGGAUUGUUAUAUAUGGUUCAAAAGCCAUGUGUUUGACAUUUUCCUUUCUAUACUAGCAUCCCAGUGUAAGCAAGCUAAAACAAGCUAGGUUGAAACUUAAAAAAAAAUAAAUAUAUAUAUAUAUAUGAUUAAGCCUCUGCUCAUGUGUGGGUUGAAAGGCCUGGCUGGCCCUGGCCACAUGCUGUUUGCUGCUUCUCGGCCAAGCGCUUCUGUCUUUUGUUUGUGGUUUCCACACCUCCGGGGGCCUCAGAGGAUGAGGCCUGGGAGUGCUGAUGCUUCUCAGCAUGCAUGGUGAAACCCAACACCAGAUUUGUAGAUAAACCAUUGUUUUCCCCAUCCGCCUGCAUCUUUCAAAACCUGAAGUGGUCAGAGUUUUCAGGGGGCCAGUUUUGGCUUGAAGGAAAAAAAAAAAAAAAAAGAUUUUUAAUGUAAUGUUAACUGAAGUGCUGACUAGAGCAUAAGCUGACUAAUCCUAUUAAUAAAAAAAAGCUGUUUUGUAACGAAAUUUGGUGGUGCCAGGAGAUGGUGGCACUGCAUAGUACUUCUGUACCUCUGGAUCUCUCUUUUGGGCUAAAGCAUGGAGCUGGCCAAUCAUGGUCUCGUCCUCCUCCAGCAACUGAAUGCUCAGAGGGAGUUUGGCUUCCUGUGUGACUGUACUGUAGCAAUUGGCGAUGUCUUCUUCAAAGCACACAAAGCGGUUCUUGCAGCUUUCUCAAACUACUUCAGAAUGCUUUUCAUUCAUCAAGACAGGUAUGACUGCGUCCGUCUAAAGCCUGCAGACAUUCAGCCGGACAUCUUCAGCUAUCUCCUGAACCUGAUGUACACUGGCAAACUGGCACCACAGCUUAUUGAUCCUGUCCGUCUGGAGCAAGGAGUCAAGUUUUUGCAUGCCUAUCCCCUGCUACAGGAGGCUGGCCAUGGCACAUUUCCCCAGCCUGAUCAAAUUUUCCCACUGGCAACCUCCUUGUAUGGCAUUCAGAUUUCAGACCAACAGGCAUCCCUUGCCAGCAGAGCAGGUGCACCUCGCAGUCUGUCUUCUCCCUUUGAAACAGAACAACUUUCAAUAAACAACCAGUUGUCCAGUUUGUCUGCUAGUAAUGUUUCAGAAUCCAAGCAGACACAGUCCCUCUCAGAGCCUGAGACUUCCAGUGCCAAAGUCCCUUCUGCAGAUGAGCAGAACUUGGAGGCUCCAUCCGCUACAGAAGACCAUCCAUCGGCAAACACCAUUCUCCAUGUGAAGCCCAGUAUCAUGAAAAGGAACUCUUCCUUUCGCAAGCAUUACUCUUGCCAUCUGUGUGGCAGCCGUUUUAACCAGCGGAGUGUUUUGAGGGAGCACCUUCUGCUCCACACCCAGCUCCUUCUACCAGCUGCUACUGGGUUAGUGGAGACUAGCAUGUCUCCAAUGCUGAGCAGCAGUGUUACAGAGCCGACUCGGGAGGCUGAGGACCCACCCAGGGGAGCUGGGGAAAUAAUCAGUGAAGAGGAAGCACAGCCAGCAACAGAUUCUCCAAGAAUGGAACGGCUACAGUCUCAAGCAGAAACCCCCCCUCCGUCUGAUAUUGCAGAUAUCGACAACCUGGAGAGCAUGGACUUGGAAAGGGAGGUCAAGAGACGCAAGUACGAGUGUUCCACUUGUGGGCGCAAGUUCAUUCAAAAGAGUCACUGGCGAGAGCACAUGUACAUCCACACUGGCAAGCCUUACAAGUGCAGUGCAUGUGGGAAAAGCUUCUGCCGUGCAAAUCAAGCAGCUAGACAUGUGUGCCUUAACCAAAGCUCUGACACCUACACGGUUGUGGACAAGCAGAGUAUUGAGCUCUGUUCAAAUGAAGAGAGCAGCCAAUUGGAUGGAAUGUUCUUGUCAUCGGGUAGACCUUACAAGUGUAAUGUGUGUGAAAUGACCUUUUCCAGCCCUAAUGAGGUCAUCAAGCAUUUGUGCUUUGCCCAAAACAGUCAGGUUUUCCCUGGACUGGAGGGUCAAGCAGCAACACCGAGUGAUGAAGCUCCAAAAGAAGAAGGAUCAGAGCCCACAAGCACUGGACAUUUAGUUCCCACAAUCAAAACUGAGGAGAUUUUAGUAGAGUAAUUUUUACUAGAGUAAUCGUAGGGUUUAUUUUUUAAAUAUCUAUGUGAUAUAUUUUAACAUGGUGUUUUUUUUUUUCCUUUAAUAAGUUGAGUACUGUACAUAGCAACACAUCAUGAGAUGCAUUAGGAGGGCAUCCCAGUGUUCUUGUCAAAAAAAAAAAACAAAAAAGACAAAAGCAAAACCAGGUUGCAUUAACAAGGCUCAUGUUUUUGCUGAAUGGUAAAUAAAAUCGUAAUCGUAGGCAAAAAAGAGCAGUUAAACCUUUGGUGAGCCAUUUUUAUAUAAUGCUGCCCAGACUUUCACUUUGGCAGUUCUGCCAAGCAGGUAUUUUAAAGAUCUGAGAAAAUUCACUGAAAUGGACAGCAGAAACGUGCGUGAGCUGCUUGGGGCCCCAGAGAUUGCUGGAACAACAGCUGCAUCCCUUAAGGAAAUACAAAUUUGAAAAUGAAAAGCCGUCUGCUGCUGCUUUUUUUU
Polypterus senegalus (gray bichir) is the source of this 4106-nucleotide messenger RNA. Its product is annotated as zinc finger and BTB domain-containing protein 2-like. The coding region runs from base 2127 to 3632 and encodes 501 amino acids. Gene Ontology annotation, molecular function: DNA-binding transcription factor activity, RNA polymerase II-specific; RNA polymerase II cis-regulatory region sequence-specific DNA binding; protein binding. The transcript has 3 exons. The record is from RefSeq and is a predicted model, not a curated record. Gene Ontology annotation, cellular component: nucleus. Lineage: Eukaryota; Metazoa; Chordata; Cladistia; Polypteriformes; Polypteridae. Gene Ontology annotation, biological process: regulation of transcription by RNA polymerase II.